This is a messenger RNA of Vitrella brassicaformis, 844 nucleotides long. The record is from the annotation of a GenBank genome assembly. NCBI's taxonomy places the organism in Eukaryota, Vitrellaceae.
AUGGUUGCAGAGGUGGCCUUUGCCGAGACAUCUGCACGCAACGGCGUCUGGGAGCAGACAGUGCCAAAGCAGUGGCGCCCGCCCAAGGGAAGCAAGGAUGGAGACGCCUCGUACGUCCCGUACUUGAUGACAUUCAGUUGCAACACAGAAGCUCGUGAUGUCUGUCUCACUGGUGUAUAUGCUCGUUGUCAAUGCAGUGGGACGUCUACCCAGCUGUGUACUUGGAGACGUUACGAGCGAUGCUCAACGUCAUCCACCUUGACCCCACCAUCAGCGACUACAUCAUGAAGCAGACGACCAGCAAGGCAGCCACGCGACGCCUCCUUAAAGAGAACCUCCUCAAGCAAGCGGGCCUGCCGAGCCAUCACAGCGACGAGGAACUCAAGAAGCUCACGUACAAGGAUGCGAUGGACCCGGCUGAAAGGCACGUGAUCAGAAUAGGGGUUGGGAGUUGGCUCCUCCAAGAGGGAGGGGCGGCGGACGUCGGUUUCACCAAGGCCACUGUCUCUCUCUCUCUCUCUCUCUUUUCUCAGGCCUCUCGACAAGGAGCCCAGCAUGUACGACAUCCUGGAGGAGUACAGCAGCCUGGCGGACGACUUUGCUGCCAAGGGCUCGUGGAUGAGCUGUCAGAAGCCGAUGAGCACCAACAUGAUCCGGGAACUGAUGGUAAAAACCACGAUGACACUCAUUCAUUGCCGGUAAACCAUUGUCUCAUCCAUGCGCAUCCCAUCAGGUCGGCGUCAACUGCAACUACGAGUGGUUCAUUCGCGAAGAGCCAGAGGCCCAGGUCGUGCUGGCCGGCCAUUCCCACGCCAUGUACCUUCGAAGCUUCGCUCGACACUAG